UCAUCGGCUGGAAGAAUAAUCAAAGAAUAAAUAAAAAAAUAAAAACUUCAAAAAAAUACUACCAAUAAUUGCCAGUUGUAAUUAAAAUUGAACCCCUCGUGCAUACCUUGGUAUUUACCUUCAUAAUUUUGUUGCUGCUGUAAUUACGUCGGCCGAGAAGGGACCCAUGUUGGAGCAAGAAGAUUUUACGAUUACGACGAUCACGGCCAGCGGGGAUGCUGCCCCCCACGGAAGUCUUGAUCAGGACGUGAUUGGUCAAGUUUGCAAAUUCCUUGCCACCUCAGACAUCAAGAAUUGUCGGCUUGUCUCGUCUUCCUGGAAUUAUGAAUGUACUCCUGUUCUUAAAGCAAGGACGAGAACAAGACUCGACCUAUCGCCCGGAUAUGAUGAGAAUGGUCAUUAUUUUGAAUUCGGUUUGUGCGACUGGGACAUUUUGGACGUCGUGAAGAAGAUGAAGUUCUGUCCGGUCAAUGUUUACCUGGGGGUUCCAUCUGCCCACCAUUACGUUCUGCCUGACGUGGAUUUCGCCAUAUUUCCGUCCAUCAACAAUUUAAAAUCAAUCAUUGUACAGUUUCCCGCCCGGCAUGAGUUUCCUUGGCAGAUGAAGUUAUCCACAAAUGUUAUCAUGUCGUCGUCCACGACUUUGGAAGAAUUGGAAUUUGACUGGAUGGAAGAUGAAAGAUCCCAGGAUUUCCCGUCACUUCGCGGAAUCGUGUUUCCGAAAUUGAUGAAUUUAAUGGUCAAAAGUAACUUCAAUUCUUUUCGUGACAAUCCUGUCCAACGAAUUGGCCAAGCUAUUGUGGCAUCAUUCCCAAACCUGAAAUAUCUCGAGAUCAAUUGUGACUACUUAGAGGACGGACUAUUGCCAAAUUUUCCAAGGUCCCUGACUGGUUUACAGGUGAUCGGAUAUUUCGACACGGCUAAGCUUGAAUGCCUCUUGAAAAUUCCGGCCACUUUGAAGAAAUUUGUCCUCGGGAAUUGUGACACUUAUCUGUAAAUUGACGAUCGAGUGGAUGAGCUAUAGCUCAUUGUUGGUAUACCAACAAUAUUGUACGAAUUAUUAAGCAAGCACGCCGCCACGUUGGAAGAACUAGAAGUCCGCAUGGAAUGGUUGAAUGAAGAGAGAAAAAUACUGGAAUGAAAUUUCCAGUAUUUCCCGUCUUGAAGAAACUCCACAUGGAUAAUUGUGAAACAUUGUCAAAAAUCGUGUUCGAAACGUACCCGGGAUCAGGAUAUUUUGGACCGAUUACUUACGCUAAAGGUUUCCCGGUCUUGGAAAUUUUGAAGAUUUGCGGUGAUAAGGGGGAGCCGUCCAGAGUGGAGUCAUUCCUUCCGCCGAAGGUUCCUCGUCAAGUGGUCGAGUCUGUGGAGGAGGUUGAUGCAGGGUUUG
Molecule: messenger RNA, 1390 nt
Organism: Folsomia candida
Lineage: Eukaryota; Metazoa; Arthropoda; Collembola; Entomobryomorpha; Isotomidae
Exons: 4
Coding region: 167-997 (276 amino acids)
Source: RefSeq, a predicted model, not a curated record